Messenger RNA from Volvox carteri f. nagariensis, 1494 nucleotides. RefSeq lists its product as uncharacterized. Gene Ontology annotation, biological process: phosphate ion transmembrane transport. NCBI's taxonomy places the organism in Eukaryota, Viridiplantae, Chlorophyta, Chlorophyceae, Chlamydomonadales, Volvocaceae. The transcript is spliced from 12 exons. The annotation marks the transcript as partial. Gene Ontology annotation, molecular function: phosphate transmembrane transporter activity. Gene Ontology annotation, cellular component: membrane. The record is from RefSeq and is a predicted model, not a curated record.
GGCGCCAACGAUGUGGCCAACGCUUUCGGCAGCAGUGUCGCCGCUCGCACGCUGUCCAUGCGGCAGGCGCUGCUGAUCGCCGCGGUGUGCGAGUUCGGGGGCAGUGUGCUGCUGGGGGGCGAGGUGACCCGGACAGUGGCGUCGGGAAUCGCUAGCCUGACGUCGUUUGAACGGCAUCCGGAGAUGUACAUGUACGGCAUGUUGUGCGCGAUGGUUUCUUCCGGGACCUGGCUCAUCAUCGCCACCUAUCUGGAGCUACCCGUAUCUACGACACAUUCUAUAGCGGGUGCCGUACUUGGUUUCGCAUUCGUUUACGGAGGACCGAAGGCAGUGAUCUGGCUACAGCCUCAGGAGGAAUUUCCGUACAUGAGGGGCAUGGUGCCUAUCGUCGUGUCGUGGUUUAUUUCGCCGCUGCUCUCCGGGCUGGCUGCGGCGCUGUUGUUCUUCAUCGUACGAACCGCCAUUCUGAGGAGGGAAGCUAGCUUGGAGCUCGCGUUUUGGGCGCUUCCGUUGCUCGUUCUCAUAACGGUCUUCAUAAAUUCGUACUUCGUGCUGUACAAGGGCGCUGAUACGCGCAUUACUUGGAGUUCCAACAAGUCUGCCUGGGUUAGUGCUUGCAUCGCUGGCGGUUGUACCGUACUAACGGUGUUCGUUGGAAUGCCGCUUGUACGGCAGUCCGUGUAUCGUGAUGUGGAGGCAAGCAGCAGAAAUGUCGGCUGCCAUAUGACCCGACGGGCCAAUGUACGGCAGCAACGGCAGGAGGCCAGUACGGCAUCGGACAACAGAUACAGGUUCAAGCCGAUGGACUUGGCACUAUGUACGGCAGCGGCAAUCGUACUUCAUGGCACUCAAGUCAACGUACACGAUGCCAUAUUUGAGGACCCAGCUGCACAACGUGUUCACUCCCUCGCCGAGGUGUUCGACCCCGCCACGGAAGACGCGUUCAAGUACCUGCAGGUGCUCACGGCUAUUUGCGAUUCCUUCAGUCAUGGAGCUAACGACGUGGCCAAUUCCGUGGGUCCCUUCACCGCCAUCUGGUUCAUAUAUCGCUUUAGACGGAUCGACUACAUGGCGGCGUUGCCCAUCUGGAUCCUGGUGCUGGGGGGCGCUGGCAUCGUCAUGGGUCUGGCGACGUACGGCUACAACAUCAUUCGCGCCAUCGGUGUACGACUAUCCGCCAUCACGCCCUCCCGGGGCUUCUGUAUCGAGCUGUCCACCGCCCUGGUGGUGGCGCUUGCCUCCAAGUACGGCCUGCCAAUAUCCACUACGCACUGUCAGGUGGGUGCAACCGCUGGUAUGGGCCUUAUGGAGGGCUCCUCCGGCCUCAACUGGCGGCUGUCGAUGCAGUUCUUCGCGGGGUGGGUGGUGACGCUGCUGCUCACGGGUCUGAUGUCCGCCGCGCUGUUCGCGGCCGGGGCGUACGCGCCCUGCAUCCAGCAGAGCCGGGACCUGCAGCGGUACGAGGACGCCCUGCUGGAGCUGGCGACAAGGUGA